AUCACAGAAAACAUCCUCCAUAACCUAGAUAGACUCUGGUUUUUGUUGUUUUAGAACAUUUGAUGGAUUUUAUAUUGUAUGCCUUUUUAUGUUGUAGAAUGUUUGUUGCUAUUUUCUAGUCUUUAACCUUAAUGCACUGAUAUAACUUUUCUAUUUAGUUAAACUGAUUUGCUGUUUGGUGAGAACUUAUAUAUAACUGACUUUCUGAAAAAAAAUGUCUGUUAGCUGUUCACAAUGAAAUGAAGCAAUGAAAUCAGUCAGCAUAUUUCUAAAGUAAAGGUAUUUUUAAGUUUAAGGCUGUGGUCACCAUUCAAAAUGUAAAACCUAGUAGUACCAGAUUUAACAUUUUUAUUAGAAUUCUUUGUUUUUUGCAUUUAUUACAUAAAAAUAAAAGAAAUAGCUCAUGUCAUGCGUUUGAUGAAAAAGUCCUAGAUUUGGUUCCUGGGUGAAAGUCAAAGUCAAGAAAGAUCAAGACCUUUAUUUCCCUUCAUUUCUGUCUGCUUCUGAAAUUUACCAGAGGCAGAACAACAUGUCUAUCACAGUAAUACAUUUAUUCGUAAAGACUAUUUGAUCCAUCCCUUAAUGCAGAGGUACGGCGAGAUAAUUAGUCUGGCACCACAAGACUCCAGAUAGUGUCAAAAACUGGAUCAGGUGCCGGUCCUCUGAGGGGUUCCUGUAUCCCCCCGUGAGAUGCUGAUGCUCGACAGAAUUAGGCAGCCCUAUUAAGUUCCUUAUUCUUUAUAAGUGUUGGACCCUUUUCACCACAGCCUCAUUGCAUUGUCUCUCAUGCUGUCACUCUGAGUGCUUCUGAAACUCCUCAAGGGCGUCAUCAGCCUCCCCAGACCUCCUCACUCACUGAAGGGUGUGGGUGACUUGAGUUCCUGGGAAGUUUUGAAUAACACAGAGAGGAAAGAAAUAAAAGGAAUAAGCCCCACAAGCCCUCAGUCAUCCUGCAGAAAAGAGAAGACACGGGAAUAAGCCAUGCCUCAGCCGGUCCCUGAAGCGAAACCAGCGGGGGAGGAUGCACACCCAGCAGAUGGAGGUUCAGAAACUGAUGACGAUGAGCCUGGGUCCACCCAGCUCACUGGAAUGUUUGUGGAGAAGCCGCCGAGUAAUAUAACCGCUGUUGCAGGAUCGGAUAUGACUUUUGUAGCGAAGGUAGACUCGAGCACCCUGACGAGAAAACCUACCAUGAAAUGGCUGAAGGGCAAGUGGCUGGACCUUGCCAGCAAGGCUGGAAAACACUUGCAGUUCAAAGAAACUUAUGACAGAAAUACUAAGAUCUAUACUUAUGAGAUGAAGAUCAUCAAAGUGGUCCCCGGAGAUGCUGGGGGCUACAGGUGCGAGGUGUCAGCCAAAGAUGUCUGUGACAGCUCCACCUUCGAGAUCUCGGUGGAAGCUGCGCAUCAGGACGAUCAAGCAGACAUUUUGUCUGCUUUCAAGAGAGCAGAUGCUGGAGAGGAUGAAGGAGAUCUGGACUUUAGUGCUCUGCUGAAAGCCACAAAAAAGAAGAAGAAACCUGAAAAAGAGGAACCAGAGAUAGAUGUUUGGGAAUUACUUAAAAGUGCCCACCCAAGCGAGUAUGAGAAAAUCGCCUUUAAGUAUGGCAUCACUGACCUGAGGGGCAUGCUGAAACGUCUAAAGAAGAUGAAAGAGGAGCCCAAGCAUAGUGAGGCCUUCCUGAAGAGGCUUGAAUCCUGCUACACGGUGGAGAAGGGGAAGAAAAUAGUGCUUUCUUGUGAGGUGGUUGAUCCUAAUGUCCAGGUCAAAUGGUUGAAGAACGGCCAGGAGAUCAAACCUUCAGCCAAGUAUGUCAUGGAGGCGAAUGGGAACAUCAGAACGCUCACCAUCAAUAAGACCAACCUGGCUGAUGAUGCUGCAUAUGAGUGCGUGGUUGGUGAGGAUAAGUGCUCCACAGAAGUCUACGUCAAAGAGCCUCCUGUGACAAUCACCAAACUGAUGGACGACUACCACGUGGUUGUGGGAGAAAGAGUGGAGUUUGAGAUUGAGGUGUCUGAGGAGGGCGCUCAUGUGGUGUGGGCCUAUGAAGAUCAAGAGAUUCAAAAAGACAAGGAUUCCACAAAGUAUCGCUUCAAAAAGGAUGGGAAAAAGCACACAUUUGUCAUCCUGGAGGCAACACUGGAUGAUGCUGGAAUGUACCACGCUUGGACGAAUGGAGGGCAUACUAAAGGAGAACUGGAAGUGGAAGAAAAGGAGCUGGAGGUGUUGCAGGACAUAGCUGAUCUGACAGUCAAAGCAACAGAUCAGGCAGUGUUCAAGUGUGAAGUGUCUGAUGAAAAAGUCACGGGGAAGUGGUUCAAGGAUGGAGUGGAGGUCCUAGCAAGCGAACGCAUAAAAAUGACUCACGUUGGAAGGUUCCACCGGUUGAUUAUCGAUGACGUGAAGCCAGAAGAUGCUGGAGAUUACACUUUUGUUCCUGAUGGAUACGCUCUGUCGCUUUCAGCCAAACUGAACUUUUUGGAAAUUAAGAUUGACUAUGUACCCAGACAAGAUCCUCCGAAGAUCCACCUGGACACUACUGGAAACAUGGUCUCCCAAAACACCAUUAUAGUUGUAGCAGGGAACAAGCUUCGUCUGGAUGUGGAGAUCACAGGAGAGCCGGCUCCCACGUGUGUUUGGUCUAGGGGCGAGCAACCAAUCACAGACACUGAAGGGCGUGUGAGGGUAGAGGCCAGGAAAGACCUGAGCUGCUUUGUCAUUGAAGGUGCAGAGAGAGGCGAUGAGGGCAACUACACGAUCUGCGUUACCAAUCCUGCUGGAGAGGACAAGGCUAUGCUGUUUGUCAAAAUUGUGGAUGUUCCCGACCCCCCUGAGAAUGUCAAGUGCACAGGAGUGGGAGAGGACUGUGCCACCAUUGUUUGGGAACCUCCUAAAUUUGAUGGUGGUGCACCAAUCAAAGGUUAUCUAAUGGAAAGAAAGAAGAAAGGCUCCUCCAGAUGGACAAAACUCAACUUCGACGUUUACGAAUCCACUACAUACGAGGCCAAGAGGAUGAUUGAAGGAAUCCUGUAUGAGAUGAGGGUGUUUGCCGUUAACAGCAUUGGCUUGUCUCAGCCGAGUCUUAACUCCAAACCCUUCAUGCCAAUCGCCCCGACUAGUGAGCCAACGCGCCUGACAGUGCACGAUGUGACAGAUAGCACAUGCAGUUUGAGGUGGCUCGCCCCGGAGAAGAUUGGAGCGGGAGGCCUGGAUGGCUACAUUAUUGAGUAUUGCAAGGAGGGAGACACUGAGUGGGUAGCUGCAAACAAGGAUCUGUGUGAGAAGCAGGGAUUUGUGGUGCGUGGCCUUCCUGUAGGGGAGAAGAUCAACUUCAGGGUGGUGGCAGUAAACAUUGCUGGACGCAGUCUGCCCGCCAUACUGUCACAGCCUGUUACCAUCCGUGAGAUUGUUGAACACCCAAAGAUCCGCCUUCCCCGCGAUCUGAGAACAAAGUACAUCAGGAAAGUUGGAGACAAGAUAAAUCUGACCAUCCCUUUCCAGGGUAAACCACACCCUGUUGCAACUUGGCUGAAGGACGGUAAACCACUCGACCCCAAGAUGGUGAACGUUCGUAGCACAAACGUCGACACCAUUCUCUUCAUCCGUUCAGCAGAAAGAGAUCACUCCGGAACAUACGAGCUGACUCUAAAGAUUGAGAACAUGGAGGACAAAGCCUCCAUUGUCAUCAGAGUUAUUGAGAGGCCUGGACCUCCCCAGAACGUGAGAGUGACAGAUGUCUGGGGCUUCAACGCAGCUCUGGAGUGGGACCCCCCUAAAGAUGACGGCAACAGUGAGAUCACUGGAUACACCAUCCAGAAAGCUGAUAUGAAAACCAAGGAGUGGUUCACCAUUUAUGAACACAACAGACGGACAAACUGCACAGCGUCAGAUCUGAUCAUGGGUAAUGAGUACAUUUUCCAAGUCUACAGUGAAAACCUGUGUGGCCUGAGCGAGGAGCCACGCUUAAGCAAGAACACGGCACUCAUCGCCAAGACAGGUUUGGACUACAAACCAAACCCUUACAAGGAGAAAGACAUGGCGUGUGCACCCAAGUUUACUCAGCCUCUGGUGGACAAAUCCGUCGUAGCUGGUUACAGCGCCGCAAUCAGCUGUUCCGUCAGAGGCUUUCCAAAGCCUAAGAUUGUGUGGAUGAAGAACAGAAUGAUAAUCGGUGAGGAUCCCAAGUUCUUGAUGCAGAACAACCAGGGAGUGCUGACCCUCAACAUCCGGAAGCCAAGUACUUUCGACGGGGGCAAAUACUCCUGCAUGGCUGUCAACGAGCUGGGUCAGGACGAGGUGGAGUGCAAGCUGGACGUCAGAAUUGUGACAGAGCCGGAGAACAAAUGAGCCAAACAACGAAGAAUGUGAAAGGACAUGAACCAAACAGUGAAUGAAGAGUGAAUGCUCCCACAAAGGACAGACGAGUCCAGAAGAGUGAAUCAAAUCAAGUUUAUUGAUGGCUGCUAAAAUUUGAAAUUAUUUUGAAUUACAUCCGAAAAGAUUGUUUAAAAUCCUUUAGUGAACAUUCAGGCAUGCAGUGUGUUGUUGUAAUCUUACAAACACAAUGUAUAAAAUAAAAAGAAAACAAGCUCCUGAACAUCACAAUUAAAAUAUGGGAGAUCAUUUAAA
This is a messenger RNA of Nothobranchius furzeri (turquoise killifish), 4629 nucleotides long. RefSeq names its product myosin binding protein Cb (gene mybpc2b). Gene Ontology annotation, molecular function: protein binding. NCBI's taxonomy places the organism in Eukaryota, Metazoa, Chordata, Actinopteri, Cyprinodontiformes, Nothobranchiidae. The record is from RefSeq and is a predicted model, not a curated record.